Molecule: messenger RNA, 264 nt
Organism: Cylicostephanus goldi
Lineage: Eukaryota; Metazoa; Nematoda; Chromadorea; Rhabditida; Strongylidae
Source: the annotation of a GenBank genome assembly
AUGCUGGUGGUCCGAAACGAAAGCUGUAAAGCCAAUAAAAAAGCCUGUUUCAGGCACGCGCCAUACUUAAUCCGCUUGAUCCGCUUCAUCCACUUCGCUAUUGGUCAAAUCAAUGAUUUGACCAGUAGUGAAGCGGAUGUUUCACUUGAUCCGCUUUAUCCGCUUGAUCGCUCAAUCCACUUCGCCAUUGGUCAAUUAGCCGAUUUGACCAAUAGCGAAGUGGAUGAAGCGGAUGAAGCAGAUGAAGUAUGGCGCCUGCCUUAG